CAGAGCGAUCAAAUUGCCUUUAGCCAUUGGCAGGAAGUCAGCACCCAAUCCGACGAUCCGAUCAUCAAACCCAUCGCCACCCACAUGCUCGGAUGGAUGCACUAUCUCGGCCGCGGCACUGUGCGGGACCAACUGAAGGGCGUCAAGGCGAUUCAAGACAGUCGAUCGAUUGGGUUUCCGUUCGGCGAAAACGAGUGCCUGGCUGCACGGCUGUGGACCGCUUGUGGUCCUCCAGCAUCCCGCAAGUUCUUUGGAUUGUGCCAGUCUGGAUCGGACCGAGACUGGUUGUGCAGGCAUCUGACGGCCGUGUGUCUGAUCGAGGGCUUUGGCACCCGGCGAGACAAAUCAAGAGGAGUCGAGAUUGCCGAGCAGCUCGCACACGACGGCCAUAGCGAUAGCCAGUACUGGAUCGGAAGAUGCUACUACUUUGGCUGGGGAGUGGUGGAAGAUCACAAGAAGGCACUCGAGUGGUUCAGCAAAUCGGCCGACCAGGGCAACUCGUACGGACAGUUGGGAGUCGGCGAAUACUGCUACUUUGGCGACGGGGCUGCCGAGGACCACGCCAAAGCAUUCGAAUGCUUCCGCCUGUCGGCCGAGCAAGGCAAUCGGCACGGGCAGCUCGGGCUCGGAGCAUGUUUCAAGAAUGGCUAUGGAGUCACCCGGGACAUUGACACUGCCCUCUUCUGGUACCGCAAGUCUGCCGAGUCGGGUCUCCGAGAGGCCCUCGAUUCCCUCGAGGAGCUUGGCCAGUAGUCCUGUCCGACGAUCAACUCUCGAUGGGCUUGCAGUAUGACCAAGCGGACAUGGCGAAACAGCCCAUCAGGGUCCGACAACCUCGGGGUCGGUGGGUCUGCGGCGACGGCGGCCGUCCUUGCAACACCGGGGUCGCCUGUCCUCGGGCCUGCUGGUCCCUGGCACAAAAUGAUUGCAAGGCCGUCUGGUCCUUGCCUGUGCCCUCCCCAUGGACAGUGCCUGCCCAACCGCCGUGGGCCUGUGCCUCGAGUGGUUGGCUGCCCCCACCCAUCCACCACAACGACAUCCACAGCACAUCCACAGCACAUCCACAGCACAACCACCACCGCAACCCUCUUGGUCUGGCCAUAGAGUUUCACGCACAAACGCAGCUGGCUUGCAGAUUCCAAUGCAUUCGCACACCUAGCCUGUUUCUCCAGGUGCAUCCACAAUAUAUCCCGUCCCGGCCUCGCGCCUUGAUCCACGGCGGGUCUUGUCAU
Messenger RNA from Polychytrium aggregatum, 1232 nucleotides. RefSeq lists its product as uncharacterized. NCBI's taxonomy places the organism in Eukaryota, Fungi, Chytridiomycota, Chytridiomycetes, Polychytriales. The record is from RefSeq and is a predicted model, not a curated record. Gene Ontology annotation, molecular function: protein binding. The transcript has a single exon. Bases 85 to 753 code for a protein of 222 amino acids.